AUGGCGGCGCGGUCUUUGGUAAGCUGUUCGUCUUCCUUCCUGGCUGGCCAGGCUUCCUCGAGCAGGCCUCUGCUGCCUCUUCCGGCUUCUUCUUGCUUCUCCCUGCCGCUUCGGGGACGGAGGUCGUUCCUACCGCUGUGCGGUGCCGCGAAGCCCGCGGCCGCCGCUGCUGCCUCCGAAAAGCGUGAGACCAGGGGAAGAGGCAUCACCAAACCCCGGCCAAUAUCCCCCGAGCUGCAGGAGCUUCUCGGCGUCCCUGAGAUACCGCGCACCCAGGCGCUGAAGCUGAUUUGGGCCUACAUAAAGGAGAAAAACCUACAGGUAUGGGGUCUUUCAUCCUCUCUUCCUUAGUCUAGCCCUAUUUCAUGCUCGCUCUUCCUGGUUUCUGAAUACGGAAUAUACAGAAUGUUGUGCUUAUAGUUUCCCUUUGUUUUUCUGGUUUUUUUCUACGUUUUUCCGUAUCCAUCACUGAUUGGAGUUAUCUGGUUACAUUUUAAAAAAUAUCAAUCGUGCUUUUGUCUCCUUGAAUGUAUUUAUUUUUUGUGUUAAUCUCGAGGUAUUUGUUAACGACUACUUCUUGAGUGCUUCCAGUUUCCCAUUGUUUUUCUGCUUUUUUUUUCACGCGUAUCGUGUUUCCAUCAAUCAUUGGAGUUUUCUGGAUUGGAUUUACAAAAAUGUCGGUGGUAUUUGUGUCUCCUGGAAUGUAUCUUUGUCGUGUUUAUCUCGAGAUAUUUGUUACCGUCCAUCUCUUGAAUGCUUAGUGGCCAGAGUAAUAGAGAACCAGUGUGGUUGUUGAUAAAAUGAACCAGUGUGGGGAAGCACCAGUGGUUAUAAGAAUAAGAAUGUAGUUGAACCACGAACCUCUGUAACUUCUUUUUUUCCGAAUUUUCCGCUGACACCUUCCAUCGAAAACUUUGUUGCUGGUAGGAAAUUUCCUUUAAAAAUUGACGAUAUCUGUAGAAAAUGGGUUACACUGACGUUCUCUUAAAGACAUGAUGUAGCUUCUGCGCACAUCUUCUACUUCAGCAAAGUACAUGCCAUAACAACUGUUUUAUAUUGAGCUGAUUAUCGAUUAAUUUGGAAUCAUUAAUAUGCUGUAAUGAAGGUUUCAUAUUAAUAAUCUUAGUCCCGAAAAUGACUUCCAGAGUAAAUUAAACUUCCCAAAAGUUAGUGGAUUAAAAGACACAUUAAUCUUCCACUUUAUUCUAGAACAUAUUAAUGAGGUUUCAUUGGUUUCCAUAAGUUAGUCAGUUUGAUCAUUGAAAUGGAUCUUUCCUUCCAAUGGCCAUUUCUGCGGCAGAGGAAUUGCCGCACAUUGGGCGCUGUAUCUAGUAUCGGCAAUGGAAAAUAGAGAGAGAUGAGGAAAGAAGCAUCCCCUAAUUAACAAAAGCAGAUGAGGUGCAUCAACAGAGUAGUAACUAGUCUCUUGGGACUUAGUUUUAUUACGUGCAGCUGUCAGUGUAUUUUCUGAUCUCCUUAGGUUUGAAGGACGCAGUACAUGAUCGGAGGCACAUUAAAUUGGUGAUUCUCGUAUAUAAGUUAGUUUCUCUUCACGAAACAGAGUGGUUGCACGAACAGAGAUAUCGAAGAAAUAAGAUCAGCAUCUACUUAGGAGAGCACUAACCAGGCAGGAGAUUAGUAGAUCUUAUUAAGAUUGCGCGCAUUAAUUGAGCUCCGAUUAUUCUCUCAUAAGUUGGGUUCCUGAUUUCUUCUCGUUCAGGGAUGAUAAAAUGUUACUCUUUCUCAUUAAUUGGUUUAAUAAUGUUACUAAUUGAGCUCCGAUUAUUCUCUCAUAACUUGGGUUCCUGAUUUCUUCACGUCGAAGGAUGAUGAAAUGUGCGCAUGUAUGUUAAUCUUUCUCAUUAAUUCGUUUAAUAAUAUUACUAAUUGAGCUCCGAUUAUUCUCUCAUAACUUGUGUUCCUGAUUUCUUCUCGUUCAAGGAUGAUGAAAUUUGCGCAUGUAUGUUACUCUUUCUCAUUAAUUGGUUUGAUACUGUUACUAAAGGCUCUCUCGUCCCCGGCUGCAGGACCCAGAAAACAAAAAGAUUAUAGUUUGUGACGGGAGGUUGAAGAAGAUCUUCGGCGGCAGAGAUCGCGUAGGUUUCCUCGAGAUAUCGGGCCUGCUCAACCCCCAUUUCAUCAAGUGA
Spirodela intermedia is the source of this 2147-nucleotide messenger RNA. The record is from the annotation of a GenBank genome assembly. NCBI's taxonomy places the organism in Eukaryota, Viridiplantae, Streptophyta, Magnoliopsida, Alismatales, Araceae.